AUGCCAAAAGUGUACACAAGCAUCGAGAUAGCUGCUCCACCUGCCGUCGUGAGAGAAAAGUUUCUCGACUUUGAGCAAAUCUCAAAAUAUGCGCCAAAUAGCUAUGUCCACAAACUCGCAGCUCCAGAAGGCAAGAUUGUAAAAGACCUGAUCGCUGGAGACAUCAUGCAUGUUUCCCUCAACAAGGGCAAAGUCAACUUCAACCCUAUCGUCCUGGAAAACACACCUCGCAAGUUCUGCUGGAGAGGUAAUCUCUUCGGGCUGUUUGCGGGUGACCAUGCAUUCCGAUUUGAGCCGGUCGGGUCGGAUGAGAAUAAAACGUUGUUUAUACAGGAAGAGGACUUUCUCGGACUCUUUGGAUGGACGAUGGGUAAGAGCUGGUUAGCAAAGCAGCUCGGGGCCAUGAAGAACACCGAGAAGAAUUACAAAGGAUUCAACGAGGAUCUCAAAGCAUGGGUCGAAGGGUCUGCGGCUGUCAGUGAGACAUGAUGGGUAUAGUUUGGAGUCUGUUCCAGAGUGUCCUUGAUUCG
Molecule: messenger RNA, 530 nt
Organism: Aureobasidium pullulans EXF-150
Lineage: Eukaryota; Fungi; Ascomycota; Dothideomycetes; Dothideales; Saccotheciaceae
Exons: 3
Coding region: 1-489 (162 amino acids)
Source: RefSeq, a predicted model, not a curated record